Messenger RNA from Mustela lutreola (European mink), 1753 nucleotides. RefSeq names its product zinc finger protein 331 (gene ZNF331). Gene Ontology annotation, molecular function: DNA-binding transcription factor activity, RNA polymerase II-specific; RNA polymerase II cis-regulatory region sequence-specific DNA binding. Lineage: Eukaryota; Metazoa; Chordata; Mammalia; Carnivora; Mustelidae. The record is from RefSeq and is a predicted model, not a curated record. The transcript is spliced from 5 exons. Bases 289 to 1611 code for a protein of 440 amino acids. Gene Ontology annotation, biological process: regulation of transcription by RNA polymerase II.
UGCUGAACUACAUUUCCCAUUGACCCCUGCGCCGCUCCCUCCCCGGAGUCGGAGCGCCCCGAGGUGCCUGCUGGGAGAGGUUUACUGCGCGGAGGAUUGUCUGGGUUCGGCAUCCCGUAGCCGCGGUCCCGAGUUGACAUCCAGCCUUGCGCCCCCUCCUGACGCCCUGAGUCCUGGGGUCCCGAGAGGCCAGCCGUCCUCCGGAACAAGUACCCUGAAGGAAGAAGACUCUUAACGCAUCUUAAAGUCAAGAAACCCCAAGAGGACAGAUCAGUUGAUUCUAGAACUAUGGCACACGGUUUGGUGACAUUCUCAGACGUAGCCAUCAACUUCUCUCAGGAGGAGUGGGCAUGCCUGAACUCCUCACAGAGGGACCUGUACUGGGACGUGAUGUUGGAGAACUACAGUAACCUGGUCUCCCUGGAUUUAGAGUCACCAUAUGGGACCAAGAGUUUGCCUACAGAAAAGGGCCUUUAUGAAAUGAAUUUAUCCAAAUGGAACUCAAAUGGAAAAAGUAAAUCCCUUGGCCUUGACUGGAUGUGUGAAGGUGAGUGUGAAAGACCACGGGGCCCUCAAGAGGGCUGUUUCAAUCAAAUGAUAAUCAACUGUGAGAAAACGCCUGCUUGUAGAGAAAAUACCUCUGUUAGACCACAGCAGAGACUUCAUACUAGGGAGAAUUCCUAUGAAUGUAAGGAGUGUGGGAAGGCCUUUAGUCGUGGCUACCAGCUCACUCAGCAUCAGAAAAUUCACACGGGUGAGAAACCCUAUGAAUGUAAGGACUGUAAAAAGGCCUUUCGUUGGGGUAAUCAGCUCACUCAGCAUCAGAAAAUCCACACUGGUGAGAAACCCUAUGAAUGUAAGGACUGUGGGAAGGCCUUUAGAUGGGGUUCGAGCCUCGUCAUUCAUAAGAGAAUCCAUACGGGAGAGAAACCCUAUGAAUGUAAGGACUGCGGGAAAGCCUUUAGACGUGGUGACGAACUCACUCAGCACCAGAGAUUUCACACUGGGGAGAAAGACUAUGAAUGCAAAGACUGCGGCAAGACCUUUAGCCGUGUGUAUAAACUAAUUCAGCACAAGAGAAUUCAUAGUGGUGAAAAACCCUAUGAAUGUAAGGACUGUGGGAAGGCCUUUAUCUGUGGCUCGAGCCUCGUUCAGCAUAAGAGAAUUCAUACUGGUGAGAAGCCCUACGAAUGUCAGGAAUGUGGGAAGGCCUUCACUCGAGUCAAUUAUCUCACCCAGCAUCAGAAAAUCCACACUGGUGAGAAACCUCACGAAUGUAAGGAGUGUGGGAAGGCCUUUCGCUGGGGUUCGAGCCUGGUUAAACAUGAGAGAAUUCAUACUGGUGAGAAGCCAUAUAAAUGCACAGAAUGUGGGAAGGCCUUUAAUUGUGGCUACCACCUCACCCAGCACGAGAGAAUCCACACGGGUGAGACGCCUUACAAGUGCAAGGAGUGUGGGAAGGCCUUCAUCUAUGGGUCAAGCCUCGUUAAACAUGAGAGGAUUCAUACAGGGGAAAAGCCCUAUGAGUGUAAAGAGUGUGGGAAGGCCUUUAGUCAUGGCCAUCAACUUACACAGCAUCAGAAAAUUCACACUGGUGAGAAGUCCUUUUGAGUGUAAGGAAUGUGGGAAGGCAUGUCACCACGUGAACCAUCUUAGAGAACAUCCAAGUGUUCACGCUGCUGAUAAACCUUUUGAACGAAAAGAAAGGACAGAAGUUUCUAUACAGCAUUUCUUGCUUCCACAGCACAAGGAA